This is a messenger RNA of Tarenaya hassleriana, 2689 nucleotides long. RefSeq names its product 65-kDa microtubule-associated protein 3-like. Gene Ontology annotation, cellular component: spindle; cytoplasm. Gene Ontology annotation, molecular function: microtubule binding. Gene Ontology annotation, biological process: microtubule cytoskeleton organization. Bases 256 to 2466 code for a protein of 736 amino acids. The transcript is spliced from 14 exons. NCBI's taxonomy places the organism in Eukaryota, Viridiplantae, Streptophyta, Magnoliopsida, Brassicales, Cleomaceae. The record is from RefSeq and is a predicted model, not a curated record.
UUGAAAAAAAAAUCCUUCCGUUUUAUCAUCAACGAGCGCACUUUAAGACUAUAACGGCUACUUUCCUCCUCUCUCUCUCUCUCCAAAAUUCUCGAUCUGUGUCUCUGAAUCGCUGUUUCAAUUUCAGAAACUUUCAAGCAUAAUCGACGAAUUUCUCUGAUCUUCUUCUUCCUCGGAUAGUUUCAGUGUCAGAUCAAAGCUUCAAUUCUGGAAAGUCUCCGAGAAAUCUCCCGUUUCAGGCAGAACCACUUCAGCAUGUCGAUUGUUCAAAGCAGCCCGCUUCUUCAAUUGGAAACCACAUGCGGAUCACUACUAUAUGAGCUCCAGAUCAUUUGGGAUGAAGUCGGAGAAACAGAAGCUGAAAGGGAUAAGAUGUUGCUUGAGCUUGAACGCGAAUGCCUGGAAGUGUACAGAAGAAAGGUUGACCAUGCAAAUCGCUGUAGAGCUCAGUUAAGGCAAGCAAUCGCUGACUCCGAAGCACAGCUAGCAGCUAUCUGUUCUGCCAUGGGGGAGCGCCCUGUGCAUAUUAGACAGUCUGAUCAAAAUGCUGGAAGCUUGAAAGAAGAGCUUGAGUUGAUUUUACCUCAGCUGGAAGAGAUGCAAAAGAGGAAAUCAGAAAGAAGAAAUCGACAGAAACCAUUCUUGGAAGAAGAGAAACAAACACCAAAGAACAUACCCAUCAUCCCUCUUCCAUGUACACCUGCGCAGGAACAUCGUUCUUCUACGGCACUUAUCGAUGAGACUGAUUUGUCUCUGAGAAAGCUUGACGAGUUACAUGUCCAACUACGUACCCUUCAGAAGGAGAAGAUUGAUCGCUUGGAGAAGAUUCAGGAGCAUCUGGGUACUUUGUACUCCCUUUGUUCAGUGCUUGGAAUGGAUUUCAAAGAUGUCGUUGGCCAAGUUAAUCCAACAUUAGCUGAUCCAGAAGGACCAAGAAACAUAAGUAAUCAUACUAUCGAGCAAUUGGCCACCGCAGUCCAAAAACUGUGGGAGGUUAAGAUACAGAGAAUGCAGAGGCUUCAAGACCUUGCAACAGCCAUGUUGGAGCUCUGGAACUUGAUGGACACACCUAUAGAGGAGCAACAAGAGUUUCAACAUGUUACCUGUAAUGUAGCUGCUUCAGAACAUGAGAUAACUGAACCCAACAGUUUAUCUGAAGACUUCCUAAAAUAUGUUGAGGCAGAAGUUGCCCGAUUGGAUGAGGUGAAGUCCAGCAAAAUGAAAGAACUUGUCCUGAAGAAGAAGUCAGAGCUCGAGGAAAUAUGUAGGAAAAUUCACCUGGUGCUGGUGUCAGAUAAUGCAAUCGAUCAUACCAUUGAGGCGAUGGAAUCGGGAGUUCUCGAUGCCACAAUGAUUUUGGAGCAACUUGAGCAACAGAUUUCUAAGAUCAAAGAGGAAGCAUUGAGUCGAAAAGAUAUACUUGAAAAAGUCGAGAAAUGGCUAGUAGCAUGUGAUGAGGAAAGCUGGCUUGAAGAGUACAAUAGGGAUGAUAACCGAUACAAUGCUGGAAGAGGAGCUCAUCUCACUCUCAAGCGUGCUGAGAAAGCUCGCAACCUGGUUAAUAAACUUCCAGGAAUGGUCGAGGCAUUGGCCUCAAAGACUAUAACCUGGGAACAAGAGAUGGGAAUCGAGUUUUUGUAUGAUGGUAUUCGCCUACUUUCCAUGCUUGAGGAGUAUACCAUACUGCGACAGGAGAAAGAAGAAGAACGUCGUAGGCAGCGGGAUCAGAAGAAGCUCCAAGGGCAGCUCAUAGCAGAGCAAGAGGCGCUUUACGGGUCAAAGCCCAGCCCUUCGAAACCCCUCGGCAAAAAGGCUCCUAGAAUGUCAACUGGUGGAGCAACCGCCAACCGGAGACUCUCUGUUGGAGGAGGAAUGAUUCAGACACCUAAACCUAACAAGAAAGCUGACCAGUCCCUUGACAGAAACCAUGUUAACUAUCACCAGAGUGAUGGCGCUUCAGCUUUAUCAACCGGAAAGAGAUGCCUGGACAUAGCGGGAGUUUCCACGAGAAAACAGUCCAUAAACUCCUAUGAACAGCUUCAAUCCCCGCUCGUGCGAAAGCCUUUCUCAUCCAUCUCUUCUGCGGUGGCAUCCAAAGCCAACAUAACAGCACCUCCAAACCCGAAAAACAGCAGCGACCCGUUACAGAAAACUCUGAUCCCAACCAUGAACGAGAACACACCAUUCACAACUCCUCUCAAGAACAGCAAUACAGUCUUGGAAGAAGAGAAACAAACACCAAAGAACAUACCCAUCAUCCCUCUUCCAUGUACACCUGCAAGUGUCUCUGUCUCUGUCUCGAUGCAAACCGCUAUAACUCCUGCUCCAGUUCCAUCCCUCGCCUCGGCUGCACCAUUGUCAGCGAGAUUGGCAGAAGAGACAGAGGAAGUGGAGUACUCGUUCGAGGAAAGAAGGCUCGGGUUUGUGGUUCAAAGCACGAGGGCUAACCCUAUGAUCCAAGUUUGAGCUUUUGCAUCAAUCUUUUGAGGUGAUGAGUGCAGAAAAAGGAACUCAUAUUGAGUGUGGAUUGGCUUUGGUUUCUUCAAGUUUGGGAUAGGUCAAUUACAUGAUUGGCUUUUCCUAAGCUUCAGUGUGUAUAAUUCCAUUCAUCUACGGGUCUUAGGGACUGUGACAAUGACUGUUGAAUCCUUUUUUCUCAGAAUGAUACUGCAAAUUUAACGGUCUGAAA